Messenger RNA from Clupea harengus (Atlantic herring), 3917 nucleotides. Its product is annotated as toll-like receptor 8. The transcript has 3 exons. Gene Ontology annotation, molecular function: protein binding; pattern recognition receptor activity. The coding region runs from base 730 to 3831 and encodes 1033 amino acids. Lineage: Eukaryota; Metazoa; Chordata; Actinopteri; Clupeiformes; Clupeidae. The record is from RefSeq and is a predicted model, not a curated record. Gene Ontology annotation, biological process: positive regulation of interleukin-6 production; canonical NF-kappaB signal transduction; defense response to virus. Gene Ontology annotation, cellular component: plasma membrane.
AAGAGGAUACAGGUCUAUCCGAGCAAGGAAUACCAGAAUGACACACAGUUCUGUGCUCUCCAUUUGGACCCAAACUGUCCGUACAUGAAAUAAAGAUGGCUGAGUCCUAUCCUCAUCUGUCUAUACUGAUGAGGAAAAAGUGCUUCAAGAAAAAUAAGUCAUGACGAGGGUCACAAGCUAAAGGGUCCUGCUAUAGUGUGCUUCACCUCAGGAUUUAAAUAAUUUGAUUUAAAGAAGGGGUCUACUAGGAGGGAAUCCAUACAACCAAAUCUGUGGCAACUUUGUGUUGCUGGCCAGAGGCCCAAUGUGUUCCUUCUUCCUCAACAAAAAUGUUUGUUCCUCGUCUUACUUCCACAAACAUGAAUCAUGGCUUUCCAAGCCCCCUUGUGAAAGUUGAAGAGAAAGUGUAAGACCUUCCUCUUUUGAUCGAGGUAGAGCGCAGAUCAGUCAUCAGAGACUGCAUUGGUGCGCUUAUGUACACACUUAGCUUCCUACACAGCCAUAGUUAUUGUCCACCACCAUGGUGAGUUAAUGCAAAGCACAAAAGAGGAACUCAAUGCAAAUUCACUCUUAAGUGGCCAGCCUGUGGAGCCAUCCUCACUGUAUCAGAGGCACACUAAAGAGCCACACUAAAGAGCUGGAGCUGUCAGGGAGGAAAGUAGAGCAAUGUUCGGUCCUUCUCCGUCAGUCAUUAUUUUUCAAAGACGCUAUUGAACAAGAGUCACCAAGAUGGCAGCCAACACCUUCUGGUUAAUAGUGACAUGGUUCUUUUUUUCUCUUGUCAUCAAUUUGACUUUGGGGGUUUUUGUCACUAAGGACCUGAAAAAGGUCCCUUGUGAUGUGGACAUCAAUGCUACAACCAACACCGUAGUUUUUAACUGCAUGAGACGUGGCUUGAAGGAGAUACCGGAUGGAAUCUACAGAAAUGUUACUUGGUUAAGCCUGGCAGGGAACAGAAUAAGGCAUUUGUCGGUGGACAGUUUUAGACAUAUGCACAACCUGACUCAUCUGGACCUCAAUUGGAUAAACAGGGAUCAACAUUUACGCUUGGCAGAAGGUGUCUUUAAGAAUCUGACAGUGUUACAGCACUUGAAUCUCUCUGGCGCUGGGCUCCAUGAAGUGCCCAGACAACUCCCAGCAGGUUUGCAGCAUAUUGAUUUAAAUAAAAAUAAAAUCAUAUCACUCUCCCAAAAAAGCUUUUCUGAUAUAAAAGAUGUGACUGAAAUAUUCCUGUCCAGAAACUGUUACAGUGGAAAUGUAUGUAACCAAACAUUCAGAGCUAAAGGCACAACCUUUUCAAACUUGACCCAUCUGGAAACUCUGGUGCUCUCCUAUAACAACAUCUCCCAAGUUCCACGUGGCCUACCAGUAUCUCUCAAAGAGCUUGAUCUUGCUGCCAACAGAAUAGAAAAAAUUUACGAAGACGAUUUCAGCAACUUGGUCAACUUGAAAUUUUUAAGGAUUCAAGGAAACUGUCCACGAUGCCAGAAUGCCCCGUAUCCAUGUGUACCAUGUAAACUUGGAUCCAUUGAUAUUGAUCCACUAGCAUUUAACAGUCUUUCCCGAUUGCAAGUGUUGCAACUAGCAGGAAACUCCCUCCGCACCAUAAAUAGCUCUUGGUUUGAGAAUCUGAGUAAUCUGACCGAUCUCUUCCUCUCGUAUAACUUUCUGUCGGAAGCAAUUGCUGACGGGAGCUUUUUGAUGAAUUUACAUCACCUGAAGAAAUUAGAUUUGUCAUACAACUAUGAUUUAGGUGUUUACCCAGAAAACUUAAGUCUAUCACAACAUUUUUCAACAUUGGUUUCCCUUCACACAUUACAUAUUGAAGGUUAUGUUUUUCAGGAAAUCAAAGAACACACAUUUAGACCACUGCAGAAUUUAACGAAUCUUUCUAUACUUAACCUGGGGGUAAAUUUCAUUGUACAUUCAGACUCCCACGCAUUCAGUCAUCUGCCUAAGUUGAAUCUUUUGUAUCUAUCAGAAAAUAGACUCUAUCCAGUACCUGUAAACAACAAGUCUGCAUCAAAUGCUGUUGUAUCACCAUAUGUUCCAGUAACAGCAAAUUACAUUGAGGAAAGCGAAUUGGUUUAUAAACUGUCACAUCGUCUAAUUAAGCCUGAGUGUUUUAAUACUGGCCGAGUGCUGGAUCUCAGCAGAAACAAUCUUUUCUUUAUUUCUCCUAAGCAAUUUGAAGGAUUUGGUGAUAUCCUCUGCCUCAAUCUCUCAAAAAACGGCUUUUCAGCAGCACCCAAUGGGACUGAGUUCGCCCUGCUCCCAAACCUGACUUACCUGGAUAUGUCAUAUAACAAGGUUGACCCAGCAUAUGACUUUGCCUUCUCUGAGUUGAAGCACCUGGAGGUGUUGGACCUCAGUUACAACAAUCAUUACUUUACAGUGGCCGGAGUGACACAUAAUUUGAUUUUUUUAGAGAAUCUUCCUGCUUUGAGGGUACUGAAUCUAAGCGGCAAUGCUAUCUUCACUUUGACAACCAAACACAUGAACAGCACCUCUCUAAAUGAGUUGCAAUUCCAACACAAUGACCUGAAUCGCAUGUGGACGAAGGACGAUGCCUCCUACCAUAAAUUAUUCACCCAUCUUGUGAAUUUGACUAACCUUGACAUAUCAUAUAAUAACAUAAAGAAGAUACCCUCUGAGGUUUUCAGAAGCUUACCACCUUAUCUUAAAAGACUACAUAUAAGCCAUAACAGUAUCACUAACUUUCAGUGGAGUAACUUAAGUUACCUGCAAAAUCUGGAGGUGCUAGACAUGAGCUAUAAUGAGCUGUCAACAGUCUCUUCAAAUCUCUCAGCAAACACAAAAACUUUGUCAGUGCUUGACUUGAGUCAUAACAGAAUAUCUAAACUGUCAGAAGGAUUCAUACAUGGUGCCAAAAGUCUUCGAUUACUUAAUCUAAGUAAAAACAAGCUCAGUAUACUCAGUGGAAAAACUUUUCCAUCAGGUCCAGAAACCUGCUUGAAAACUUUGCUACUGCAAGGAAAUCCCUUUCAUUGCACAUGCGACUUAUUAGAAUUUAUUUUGUGGAUAGAAAGCAGUGAUGUCAACAUCCCCAGGCUUGCUACCAGCGUAACUUGCCACAUGCCAGAAGAAAGGAAAGGCCAUGCAGUCAUACUCUUUGAUAUAAAUGAAUGCGUGAAUGACAGUGAGGCGUUCCUGUUCUACUUCCUGUCCACUCUCUUCAUUCUUCUGACUUCAUGCACUGCUACCACUAUGCACUUGUUUUACUGGGACGCUUCCUAUGUUCUGUUCUUCAUUAAGGCCAAACUUAGGGGCUAUCAUCCACUCAAAUCGUCAGAUAGCAUUUAUGACGCCUUUGUUUCAUACGAUACUAAGAACCCUCUAGUCUCAGACUGGGUGUUAAACCAUCUCCGGGUCCAGCUGGAGGAGACGGGUGACAAACACUCACCUAUCUGCUUAGAGGAGCGAGACUGGACCCCUGGGAUGCCAGUUCUGGACAAUCUAACGCAAAGCAUCUUUCACAGCCGCAAGACUGUUUUUGUGCUGACUGAGUCUUAUGUGAACAGUGGGAACUUCAGGAUGGCUGUGUACCUGGCCCACCAGAGGCUGCUGGAUGAGAACAUGGAUGUGAUCGUGCUGCUGCUGCUGGAGCCGGUGCUGCAGAACUCCCACUUCCUGCGUCUGAGGAGGAGACUGUGCAAGAAUAGCAUCUUGGAAUGGCCAAAGAAUCCUUCAGCUGAGCCCUGGUUCUGGCAGUGUCUCAGGAAUGCCAUUCAUGUGGACAACCAGGCCAUGUACAAUAAGAUGUAUGCUCGUUACUUCAGUGACAAAGCCACUGGAAAAAAGCGUUACUAAACCAAAUUGUUUCCCUUGAUUCUGGCUAUGAUCAUAAUUGUGUGUACGUCUCUUAAUAAAAUGUGAUUAAAUAGAAGUGUUUUUUA